Messenger RNA from Staurois parvus, 337 nucleotides. The record is from the annotation of a GenBank genome assembly. Lineage: Eukaryota; Metazoa; Chordata; Amphibia; Anura; Ranidae.
UCAGUGCCCAGCAGUGCCUCCCACCUGUGCCAGCAGUGCACCCACCUGUGCCCAGCAGUGCCCACCAGUGCCACCCAGCACCCAGCAGUGCUACCAGUCAGUGCCACCAGUCAGUGCCCAACGGUUGUGCCAGUCAGUGCCCAGCAUUUGCGCCAGUCAAUGCCUAGCAGUGCCGCCAGUCAGUGCCCAGCAGUGAUACCAGUCAGUGCCACCUAUCAAUGGUGUCUAUCAGUACCCAUCAUCAGUGCCACCUAUCCGUGCCACCCUCAUUAGUGCUGCCUAUCAGUGCUGCCUAUCAGUGCCCAUCAGUGCUGCCUAUCAGUGCCGUCUAUCAGUG